GUCCGAGUUGCCAUAAAUACGACGAGGCGCAGAAUUUUCUUCCAUCAGUCAUCGCUAGCUGAUCUCGGACAGUAGAACGGGACCACUUUCAAAGUCAAACCGCAUCUGGAUCCAUCUCAUCGUCAGCCCGAACCCGUCAAUCCGACAUCUCGCCACAGUAAAUUUGCUUCGUUGGCAAAUAAACAGACGACAAAAAAAAGGCAACAAAUCUUCCUCUCACCAGAAGCCGCCAAAAUGACUACUCACGGAUGGCAGCCGCGGUUUUUCCUGUUGACAUCGAUGGCAAUUUUGAUUACCCUGCAGCAGCAACUCGGAUCGAUCGAAUGUGCCAAGGCUGGGACGUCUGUGAGUCAACAAUCACCUAAAGAACUUAGAAAACUGAGCUCGGAUCUUUUGAAAGAACUUCGUCAAGCUGAAAAAGCGCUAGCCCCUUUCCAAAAACAGAAAUCUACCCUGAACCAGCAACUCAAAAGUUACAAUGCCCUGAGCACACGUCACGCCUGGAAAUCUCCAGCCAUGCAGAAGCAACGCAGUCAAGCCAUCCGGAAGGAUGCCCUCAGGAUGCGAUCAACGCUGCGCGCUUUCGAUAAGAAUUUCAAGAGCAAUUUCGACUCCAAACUUCGAUCCCUGAAGGCGAAAGCAGCGCGACAAGUUGGCCCCAAUGGUGGUGGAGACUUGAGGGAACAGUUGGAACAAAGUGCUGCCAUCUACCGGAAAAUCCUGGAACUGCUGACCAACCUGAUCGAGUGUCCGAUUCACAUUCUAGAGAUCUUGGGACCGAUGGGACCAACGACAGAUACCAGUGAGUACGUGGAUGUCACCGAACCCGUGUAUCCGGGAGAGCUAGAAUCUCCAGAAGGAAAUAGUGUCUAUUGAUGCCAGACUUAUGUUAUGGUAAACGUUGGAACCAACCAAGUUAAGAUGAUGACCAUGCGACAACAAAAUGGACUCUGUGUGAACAAUUAGGUUAUAAGCUGAUCUAUACUUAUCGUGAAUGCAAAUACCGCAAAAAAAUAUAAUUAUCGUUGCAAAGUU
This is a messenger RNA of Uranotaenia lowii, 1035 nucleotides long. RefSeq lists its product as uncharacterized. The record is from RefSeq and is a predicted model, not a curated record. Lineage: Eukaryota; Metazoa; Arthropoda; Insecta; Diptera; Culicidae. The transcript has 3 exons. Bases 235 to 876 code for a protein of 213 amino acids.